Culicoides brevitarsis is the source of this 6337-nucleotide messenger RNA. RefSeq lists its product as uncharacterized. Bases 749 to 5389 code for a protein of 1546 amino acids. The record is from RefSeq and is a predicted model, not a curated record. Lineage: Eukaryota; Metazoa; Arthropoda; Insecta; Diptera; Ceratopogonidae. Gene Ontology annotation, molecular function: metalloendopeptidase activity. Gene Ontology annotation, biological process: Notch signaling pathway; membrane protein ectodomain proteolysis. Gene Ontology annotation, cellular component: plasma membrane. The transcript is spliced from 16 exons.
GGAUGUAGUGUGUACUGUAUAAUUUAACUUUUAAAGAAUUAACAAUGGAAUCGGAAUCGGACAAAUUAAUUACUUCAUUUCACAAAUAACACUUGAUGAAGAUUUUUACCUUUCUGCUUCAACAUUCGUAGCAUACGUUGUUGCUUCAUAGCUAAAAAAAACUGUAUGUUAUUAUAUAUACAUACUAGAAGAAUUGGACGUAAUAAGACCUGGAAAUUGAUAUUGUAUUGGUGUUUUAUUUGAUAUUAAAGCUGCGGAGGCUGUUCUGUGUAGUGCUGUAAACACAAGUAUUUCAACGAAGAAAAAAGCAACAGCCAUAAUGUAGAUUUAUUAGUAAAAAAUAAAAUAAAGAUUGGCUACAUUUGUAGUUGUGCACUUACCUUAAUUCAAUGUUUAACACUAAAACUAUAAUAUUAUGUGCUGUAUAAGUUUUUUGUGUCGUGUUGAACUUGGAAAUAAUAUUUCAGUACCAAAUUUUUCAUUACUGAUAGUUCCAAGGUAAAAUGUUAUGUUCUAAAAAACUCAGAUAUCCUAUAAAAUCUUAAAUUAAAAUGAUGACGUUAUUCUUAUGAAAAAAAAGUAAAGUGAGAUUCUGUUCCUCUUCUGAAUUAAAGUCAAUAAUAAAUAACAAAGUUUGGAAAUAAUACCAAAAAGUAAAAAAAAAAAUAAUAAAUAUGCAAAAAAUGUGAUGUUAGUGAAAUAUUUUUGAAAAAUUUUGCUUCAUUCUAAUAUAAAAACGUCAUAAAAUAUGCAUUGGAUUAGAAUUAUAGCAGUGAUUUUCAUGGCUAAUACUUUGCCAGCAAAACGAGAUUAUAAAGUUAAAGCUACACCGCUUUCUAUUCAUAGACCUCGGCCAUCCAUUAAUCCUUUUAUAUAUCAUUGGCAACCAGCAAGGUUUGAUAGAAACGUUUUAGAAGACGCACAUAAGCAUCAUGAAUUACAUCGCAGAAGAAAACGAAAUAUAAACUAUGAUCACCAUUCUUCUGAUUAUGGUCCGGCAAAUGUAAUUCGUUUGAGUUUUUUCGCUUACGAUAGAGAAUUUCGUCUUCUUCUUAGAGAAAAUCCAAGUUCAAUAUUUGCGUCAGAUGUUCUAAUAGAGAAUACUGAGGGACCACUUGAUUUUGACGUAUCACGCGUAUAUACUGGAUAUUUGGAAGAUGACGACAAAUCAUUUGUGCAUGGAGUGUUAACAUCGGACAGAUUGUUUGACGGCACCAUAUCCACAAUUACAGAGCAUUAUUAUGUAGAACCAGCUAGUAAAUAUUUUCAAAAAAUAGAUAAAAGGGACUUUCAUUCUGUGGUAUAUAAAUUAAGUGAUGUCAAAUUGAUGAACAAACCUCCAAAUAAAUAUUUAGAUAUCAAAAAUAAUAAUAAUAAUAAUAAUAGUGAUAAGAAUAAUACAAAUAUUCAACAUUGUGCUAGUGAGAUAUUAUACAAGAAAAUGCUGAAACAAAGAAAAUCUAUUUUACAUUCAAACGGUCAUCAUAAGUCUGAUAUUUUUAACUACCAGAAAGAAGCAUUAGAGAAUGAAAAAAUCAAAGAUAUAUCAAAAUUAAUAAAAUUUAAGCGCAAAAAAAGAUGGUUAAAUGAUGAGAUAAGCGAACUUCGUAAUCCAUCACCGCCAUUAGAUCUAGAUAUACCUUUUAAUGAUGACAUGGGGACUGUUUUGACACGUUCGACUAAUGCAAACAAUCGUGAUCAAUUUGGUAGUAUAGAUCAAAGAACAAAUAGUAACACAAGGAAGAAUAUUUUAAUAAACACAUACAAUCCAUUUAGUGAUUCUACGCAACGUAAUUCAAUUUUAUUAAAAAAUAAUAGAAACAUAAUCGUGAAUACAUAUGAAAAUAGUAGUAUUAAUAAUUCUGUUAACAUAUAUUCUCAUAAUACUGUAAAAAAUUCAACAUCGCGACCAAGUCACAAAACACACGUGGAAAUUAUUACGAAAAAUGGUGCAACAAAGAAACCAAAUAUAAUUGUGAAUAACUAUGAUCCAGAUAUCACAAUUACAGGCAAUAAUCAAAUUGAUAAGUUUGAUUUUAAUGAUCGUAAUGAAAUAAAAGAAAAAAUUGCUUCAAUGAGUACUGAGGAACGCAAAAGUACUUGUAUGCUUUAUUUACAAGCUGAUCAUACAUUCUUUGAAAAGAUGGGUUCAGAUGAAGCCAGUAUUGAAGCUAUCACAAGACAUGUUCAGCGGGCUAAUACUAUUUACAAAAAUACAGACUUUGACGGAGACGGAAAAGCUGAUAAUAUUACGUUUAUGAUAAAACGUAUAAAAAUACAUAAUAAAAAUGCGCUAAAAGAUCCAUCAUAUCGUUUUCCCGGUAAUUAUGGUGUAGAAAAAUUCUUGGAACUCUUUUCUGAAGAGGAUUACGAUGCAUUUUGCUUAGCGUACAUGUUUACAUAUCGUGAUUUUGAAAUGGGAACACUAGGAUUAGCUUGGACAGGAGACCUCAAAAAUGCUGGUGGAGUAUGUGAAAAGAACGGGCAUUAUCGUGGGUCAUUAAAAUCGUUAAACACUGGAAUUGUUACAUUACUCAACUAUGGUAAACACGUUCCACCUGCUGUAUCACAUGUUACUUUAGCUCAUGAAAUUGGCCACAAUUUCGGAUCACCGCAUGAUCCUGAACAAUGUACUCCUGGAGGAGAAGAUGGAAAUUUUAUAAUGUUUGCUAGAGCAACGUCCGGAGAUAAGCGUAACAAUAACAAAUUUUCAUCAUGCUCAUUAAGAGCUAUUGAGCCUGUUUUAAAAGCUAAGGCACGUAGUGCCAAAGGAUGUUUUACAGAACCACAAAAAUCAAUAUGUGGUAAUGGAGUUGUAGAAGAUGGAGAAGAAUGCGAUUGUGGUUGGGAAGAAGACUGUAAAGAUUCUUGCUGCUACCCUAUGUCUCGACAUCCACGAAAAGGUGAAAUGCCCUGCACACUUACUCCAAGGGCAAAUUGCAGUCCAUCGCAAGGACCUUGUUGUACAAAUGUAUGCACGCUUAAAAUAGGUGAUAAAUGUCGUGAUGACAAUGGGUGCCGAGAUCCAAGUUAUUGUGAUGGAAGCACGCCUCAAUGUCCAGCAAGUGUUAAUAAAGCAAAUAAAACAAUUUGUAACAAUGAAUUUGUAUGUUACAUGGGUGAAUGCACCGGUUCAAUUUGCCUCGCCUACGGACUUGAGUCAUGCCAAUGCAUUCCUGGCCCUGAUGAUAAUAAGACCAAAGCGUGUGACUUGUGCUGCAAAGAACCAGGAGAAAAUAAACAAUGCAAGAGCUCCCGUGAGUGGAAUGAUCCACCUUUUGAUGUCCCAGAUAUGUAUGCUAAGGCAGGAACUCCAUGCAAUGAUUAUAAUGGAUAUUGUGAUGUUUUUCACAUUUGUCGCGAAGUUGACCCGUCUGGACCUCUUGCAACUCUCCGAAAACUAUUACUUUCCGAUGAAAGUAUUGCUUCAUUUAAAAUGUUACUGAUGAAAUAUUGGUAUUUGGCUCUUUUAAUUUUAAUUAGCAUCAUUGCAGCUUCUAUAUUGGCUCUGAAAUAUUUCGGAAAACAAACGAAUUUGAAACUGAAGAAUGUAACAAUAAUACACAGCAAUACAGCAGAAGCGAUACGAUUGUUUGAAGAAAAUAAUGGGAUGAUCGUUCAUACGGCUGUUCGCAAGACAGUUCCUUUAAAGAAAAAAGUUCGAAGCACGAAAAUCAAAAAGAACACAAAAAAUAAUUCUAAGCAAACAACAAAUGUUACAAAAAAUCACAUACCAAGUUCAUCGGUAAAAGCUGCUGUGCCUGCAAAUAACUUGCCAUCUCUAAAUACAUCUACUCCAAGAAAAAAAUCUGCUAAACAAAGUAGUCCCAGAAAGCUUCUGAGUAAAAAGAAAAGAAGCGCUUCUUUGACAGCAAACGAUGCAAGUGCAAAAAUAAUAGGCUCUGAAGAAGCUUUAAAGAAAGCUAAUAAAAAAUCUUCCAAAAAAUCAAAACUGAAAAAGGAAAUAAUUGAUUACAGUGAGAAUCAUGGUAAUACAUUUGGAAAAGUACAGAAAUGGUUAAUGGAUAACCCUUUAGUUACAAAUGUGCCUCCGAAUACUCAAAUCAAUCAUACUGCUCAUAUAGGUAAGAUUAUAAGUAAAUCACAGUCCACUCCAGAAGGAUUAACAACGAACCAACAAAAUUGUUUGCCAGUAUCACCUAAAAAAGCAAAAAUUAAGACUAAAUCUGUUGGAAAUUUUAAUGAAAAAACGAAACUACAAGUAGUGUAUAAGCCACCGUUUAAAUUUAGUUUGAAAUUUUCAAAAAAUGAAAAUAACGUUAAAACUCAAAUUGUCAGUGGAGCGCGAAGUAAAGUUGAUCGUAGCAAAGGGCGAGUGAUUGAAAAAAAACGCGUUAAUUUGACAAAUGAUAAUGAAGAAACAACGAGCCCUAAAAAUGUCAGCAAGACACGCAGAAGUGCGAUUCUUGUACGGUCGCUAAUGAAUCCAGAAACGCCAUCGCCAGCAGAAAAAAAUAAAGAUAUAGAACCAACGUACGAAACAUUGAUUCCUAAACAAAACAAAAAAGAAUCAAAUUCAGUAUUAGAAAACAUCCCAGUAAAUUCAACAAAAGAAAUAUUAAGUAACUUAGGGAAAAAUUCACAGUAUAUUGAUACAGCCACUUUUCGUAUUAAAAAAUGCGUUAGUAGCAGUACAAUAUCAAUGCCUUCAAUAAAUUCAAGCCCGUCCCAUGGUCAACAUAAUGUACCGCCGCAACAGAAUUUUAGCAAACACAUUCACAAUAUUGUCAACAAAGAUAAUACUACUUCCAACGUGCAUCAAGCUUCCGGUCAUAGUCGACGAUCAAGUCUUUCGAACAAUCUGCCCAAACAAAGUUUUGGAGAAAGUUCACAAAAUAUUUUGCGAUCUAGUACAACAAACCUGUCCAAAGCGAAUCGAAACAGUUUUCAUAUCAAUCCAAAAAGUUAUGAAUUAAAACGCAGUAGCACAACGAAUUUAACAAAAGAUACAAAUCAUCAUUACAAUUCACAAGCGAACCUGGAUGAUUCGGCAGGCAUGAAUGGUAGAAGUCGAAAAAGUAGUGUAACGUCCCGACAAAAUAUAUCUCGAACGUCAUCGAACUCUAAUUUAUCAAAAAUGAACCGUCAUCAUGAAACCAGUAGUAAUAUUCCUAGAGCAAACAUUGGCAAAGUAUCUCUGCCAUACGAAAUGCAACGGCAGACUUCUCUGUCCUACCCGUCAAACCCUUCCGAAACAGAGAUCAAAAAUGAGUAUCACAAAGCAAGACCACAUACUGCUGACGUUACGGAUUGUAAUAAAAUUUUUGAUUGGCCACUGCCUCUUUCCUCUUUAGAACGCAAACCCAAAGAUGAGCCGCUGCCAAGUGAUAUGGAAGUGAUGUUGUCAGAUAUAGAAAAUCUUAGAUAAUAUUAGCGAAAAUUGUAUUUCAUGAGAUAUAUUUUUAAACGUAUUAAUUAAGACAAUCAGUUUUUAUUCUCAAUAUUAACGUUUUAAAGACAGAUGCGGCCCAACCUUAUGUAAAGGUACUUAAUUAAAAAUUUUGUAAAAAUGGGUUUUGAAAAAUGAUUAUGAUUUCGACGUAAAUCAAAAGUCGAUGAUUGUCUCUUAGAAAAUAAAACAAUACAACUAUCUCCUUAUGCUUCUUAUAGGCUUCGAUACAAAUGAAAAAUCAAUCGUGCCAAUUUUACUUUUUUAAUAUUUGUUAUUGCUCGAAAGUGCCAACUGUAAUAUUAAUAUUUUUUUAUUUGACAAUAAGGCUGCUUCAAUUUUUUUUUCAACUUUUUAUCCCAUGCCCCACUUCAAGAGCCGAAAAUCUAAUGGGGCCAAGUAAAAAAAAAGUUAAAAUUUUCAUCAAAAAUUACUGUUUUUAUCAGGGUCGAAAAUCUUUUGACUUUUUACUUUUUAAGGCUUAAUCUUUGACUUAAGUAAAAGUAAACCAGAUCAAGCUGUAUCCGUACCGCGUACGUUCAACGGUACCGCAUUUGAGAUGUAUAAGUUAAGAGUGGUAUUUAAUUGGGAUAUUUUAAAUUUAAUUAUUUACCCGGAAUGUCUCGAAAUGCACCCAUUUUGAGUACAUUUCGGCUGCAUUCUGUAUGCAUUCCGACAUUCCGAAUGACAUUCCGGCUGCAUUCCGACAUUCUGGCUACAUUCUGCAUUCCGGCUGCAUUCCGACAUUCCGGCUGCAUUCCGAGUGCAUUCCAAUUAGGCCACACAUGACGUACGACAUCUCCAGCAUAAUGCCGCAUUUUUUCUUCGAAAUGCGGUAAAAAAUAAUUUGACUUAAUAGACUUUUCACUAAAGCUUAAGCUGAAGAAUGAGACCUUUUGACUUUUUGAAGAUUUAAAAAAAAAAUCA